Effrenium voratum is the source of this 1735-nucleotide messenger RNA. The record is from the annotation of a GenBank genome assembly. NCBI's taxonomy places the organism in Eukaryota, Dinophyceae, Suessiales, Symbiodiniaceae.
GGCUUUUCGGUUUGAUCCCGUUUCCGCCGCUUCCGGAGACAAGCGCACCUCGGAAACGGGGGGGGGGCCGGGUGCCUGGCUCGCACCGAGGCCUCAUGGCAGGGCCGGCCGGAGAUGUUCGCACCAUGUCUCCACAGGAGGCGGCGCAGUGGUGCAACUCCUUGGCGCUCUGUGGGGUCAAAGGCAAAAUCCUGCGCGAUCUCCAGGAGCAGAUUGUCAAGAAACAGAUUGACGGGCUUCAGCUGGAUCGCAUGCUCAGGAGCAACACCUUGACGGAUUUGGGCAUCGAGGAGUUGAAUGCGCGGCUGGCGCUAUCCAUUCGCCGGAGUUGGACGACUGACUUCAAUGGCGUCACCUUCAUCAACUACGCCGCCAGCCAGGCGCACUUCCAGGGCCGGGAGCUGCCGGGCCCGGCGCCGGCCGGGGCGCGGGAAGACCCGCGCCGGCAGAAGCGAGACUUCUUCAACCAGGUGGACCCGGAGCCCGAGUAUGGCCGCGGGUAUGGAGUGCCGCCAAGGAGGGACAUGCCCUGGUCACCAUCAAUGGGAGACACGUCUCAGCGACCAUCUCCAGGGCCUCCCGCACCCCGCGACAUGGAUCGGGUCGGGAUGCGGGAUCGCGACCCGCGGCUUGAGGACCCCUAUGCCGGAAUGGACAGAGUCCCUCCGCCAUAUCCGGGAGACCGCGAGCGCGGGUAUGAGGACUUCUACGAUCGCGGGCCACCGGCCGACAGAAGGGCCCACCGCGGACCGCCGGAUGCCUUGGAUUGGAAUCGAGGUCCCCAAAUUCAGAUCCCACCGUCGCCGGGCGCCGACCCGUAUGGUGGCUAUGACGCCGGAUAUCCUGAUCCAGGCUAUGAUGAUGCUUACGACCGGGCUCCUGGCCACAUGCGCGAUGACCCAGGCCGUGGAUUUGGGGGGUACCCAGACAGAGGUCCUGCCUUUUCUCCGGAGGAUGAUCGCUACGAUCGCAUGCGCAGGAGCCCAGGUGGAGGUGGCGACCCAUGGGGAGGCGUUGGCCUCGAUCAAGCACUCCCGAAGCGCGGGCCAGCGCCCAACAACGUGGCGCGGAUCUAUGCCGAGGAGCGCCCGGCGCCGAGUCUGCGGAGUCCGGGCGCUGGACCGCCGCAGAGCCCGCAGCGAUACGAGCCGCAGAUGAUGGAGCCGGACUAUGGCUAUGACCCGCCGCCAUCGACAACAUCCAGCAAGGGCGGGCGAGCCAACGUGCGCGAUCCCAACGCUGGCUCCUUGGGGGGCUUGUUCGGCAGCGAACCGCGAGAUCCACCGCCCAGGAGGGAGCGAAAGGACCCUCGAGACUACCCGGAGCCGGUUCGAGAGCAACGAGGGCCGAACCGGGUGCGGGAGAGCCUGGAUUGGGAUCCACGCGAUCGACACGAUCCUCGGGAUCACGACCCACAAGAACCCCGGGAUUCACGGGAUCCACGCGACUGGGAUGUGCGGGAUCCGCGCGAUCGGGAUCCACGGGAUAUGCGAGAUCCACGCGACAUGCGGGACAUGCGAGACCCUCGCGAUAUGCGGGACAUGCGAGAUCCACGAGAUAUGCGGGAUGCACGAGACCCGCGAGACCUGCGGGAUGCGCGCGACCCGCGUGAGAUGCGUGAUGUCCGCGACCCGUGCGAGGAACCGGAGGAGGCUGCUGGCCCCUCUGGUGGUUGGCGGGGUGAUCUCUUCGACGACGGCCCCAAAGUGCCGACAAUGCCCCGCCCCAACGGAGG